CUAAAACCUUGGUAAGCUUGGGCGUGCUUGGGAAACCUACCAGUAACAGACGUCCUUAUUCGUGUUGCCCAUCUGAAGACGGUGGCAUUUCUUGCUCCUAGUAUCGAAUCUACAACACGCAGCUACAGGAUAACAAUAGCAUCAUGCCGCCGGUUGCAACAGAAAUCGCGCAGUUCAAUCUUAUUCUCGGACAAGACCCCAGGAAUCCUGGCUCGUCGGCUGCUCAGUUCCUCCAGAAGGUUUUCGACAUAGUGAAGCAACGGGAAGGGUUUAUUCGUGGCUACUGGGGCAUCCAGGAUCAAAAUCCAGGGAUCCUCGUCGUGAUUGUUGACUGGGAGGACAUCAAACAUCACCAAGACCUGGUCAACAGCGAGGAUUUCGCAGCUAUGACCGAGAACUUAGUCAAUCUGGUGACCUUUGAGAACGGACCGCCUGUUGUUACACACGUAAAUUUUACUUCCGACGCAGCGAGUGCCUGUCAAUCAUCUGUUACUGCAGUGAAAUCAUUCAGGUUACCCGAGGAUGCAAGCGAGAAGCAGAAAUCGGCAUUGGAGGAUUCGUUCCUUAGCCUCGUCAAAGUCUACACGACUGAGACUCCCUGUAGCGGAUAUGCAUGUGGUUGGGUCCUGGAAACACUUCCAGAUGACAACGCUCCUGGGGACGAGGCGCUUACCUUCACUGGCAUCUUUGGCUGGCCGGCAAAGGAGGGUCCUGAAAGUUCGAGAGACAACUCUGGCGACCCUGCACUUGUCGCAGCGGUGGAGCAGAUCUUAAGACUUGCUCUCCCUCAGAAGAAGGGAGACGCCUUCGACGUCAGCCUGCGCAGUUUUGGAUAGACAAUAGGGACUAUACUUGUACCUCGG
Molecule: messenger RNA, 863 nt
Organism: Cladophialophora immunda
Lineage: Eukaryota; Fungi; Ascomycota; Eurotiomycetes; Chaetothyriales; Herpotrichiellaceae
Exons: 5
Coding region: 144-836 (230 amino acids)
Source: RefSeq, a predicted model, not a curated record